CUUGAGGACGCAAGAGGGGGUGCCGGGACCCCCGGGAGCCGGAGAGGGAGAAGCUUUGCGAGUUACUGGGUGAGGAGGGUGGAGGGCUACUUUUUCAAGUCGGGGGACCUGCCGCGCGGGGCUUGUUUACUUGGGUGGGAGCAGGGUGAUCACCGGCCGGGUUCUGAAGCGAACUGAAGUCGGACAGCCUGGGGGGUGAGCCCGCCCGGAGCCUGGAGGUGUGUCUGGCUCGCCUCCAGGGUCACAGGGUGGGGUACUGGCCACGGACUGGACUGGAUCACCGUUGGCUUGUGGUGAGCUCGCCUGCCCAACGGGCUGACCCCAAACAUCUGGCCCCGGGGCGGCGGAGGCUCUUUCCCGGGUCCUGCCCUCGCGCCGGUCCACCUCCACCCCCGCGCAGAGCGACGCGUGGGACGCGCAUCUUUUCGAGUGGUCCCCUUUGAACCCGGGCUGCGCUGACCCGGAGUCAGGCCGCCACGGGAGAGGCAGGGAGGGGUGCCUUCCUCUUGGUUCGUCGGCUGACAGCCGUGGGAACGCUAACUUGACCCGGCGGGGUCCUUAAGGGCCGGGGGUGGGCGAGGUUCUCCUCCCCUGGCGCUCACCUCCCCCUCGCCCCAGGCCCUCCCCUCCCCCGCCUCGCGCGGCAUCACUCUCAGAGCAUCCUCACUCCGCCCAGUUCGGUGCCAGCUGCGUGGGCUCCAGCUUCGUGCGUUUUCCUUGGAAUGCUCGGAAACUCGGCGAAGACUAAGGAGAUCCCGUCGGAAUUUGCCGGGCGUGCUAGCACCGGGCAAAGCACUCGCGCCGCCGGCCUCGACUCCAACCCCCUUCAGCCAGAAGAUCGCAACUUUGCAGAGACAAAGACAUAGCAUGGCAUGAACAUGGCGCAGUUCUAUUACAAAAGAAAUGUUAACGCCCCCUAUAGAGACCGCAUCCCUCUCAGGAUAGUCCGAGCAGAAUCCGAACUCUCACCCUCCGAGAAAGCCUACCUAAAUGCUGUGGAAAAGGGAGAUUAUGCAAGCGUCAAGAAAUCCCUAGAAGAAGCUGAAAUUUAUUUUAAAAUCAAUAUUAAUUGCAUCGAUCCUCUUGGAAGAACUGCUCUUCUCAUUGCAAUUGAAAAUGAGAACUUGGAACUCAUUGAACUCCUCUUAAGCUUUAACGUCUAUGUUGGAGACGCCCUAUUACAUGCUAUCAGGAAAGAAGUUGUGGGAGCUGUCGAGCUGUUGCUGAACCACAAAAAGCCCAGUGGAGAAAAACAGGUGCCUCCCAUACUCCUUGAUAAGCAGUUCUCUGAAUUCACUCCAGACAUUACACCCAUCAUUUUGGCAGCCCAUACAAAUAAUUAUGAGAUAAUAAAACUUUUGGUUCAGAAAGGCGUCUCAGUGCCCAGACCCCACGAGGUCCGCUGUAACUGCGUUGAAUGUGUGUCUAGCUCAGAUGUGGACAGUCUCCGCCACUCUCGCUCCAGACUCAACAUCUACAAGGCCCUGGCCAGCCCGUCUCUCAUUGCCCUGUCCAGUGAAGACCCUUUUCUCACAGCCUUUCAGUUGAGUUGGGAGCUCCAGGAACUGAGUAAGGUGGAAAAUGAAUUCAAGUCAGAAUAUGAGGAGCUGUCUCGACAGUGCAAACAAUUUGCUAAGGACCUACUGGAUCAGACAAGAAGUUCCCGAGAGCUGGAAAUCAUUCUUAAUUACCGUGAUGACAACAGUCUGCUGGAAGAACAAAGUGGAAACGAUCUUGCGAGACUCAAAUUGGCCAUUAAGUACCGUCAGAAAGAGUUCGUGGCUCAGCCCAACUGUCAACAACUGCUGGCGUCUCGCUGGUACGACGAGUUCCCCGGCUGGAGGAGACGACACUGGGCCGUGAAGAUGGUGACGUGUUUCAUAGUAGGACUCCUUUUCCCCGUCUUCUCUGUGUGCUACCUUAUAGCUCCCAAAAGCCCCCUCGGACUCUUCAUCCGAAAGCCAUUUAUCAAGUUCAUCUGCCACACAGCGUCCUAUUUGACUUUUCUGUUCCUGCUCCUGCUUGCCUCUCAGCACAUCGACAGGUCAGACUUGAACAGGCAAGGUCCACCACCAACCAUCGUCGAGUGGAUGAUAUUACCGUGGGUCCUGGGUUUUAUAUGGGGAGAGAUUAAACAAAUGUGGGAUGGUGGACUUCAAGAUUACAUCCAUGAUUGGUGGAAUUUAAUGGAUUUUGUGAUGAACUCCUUAUACCUAGCAACAAUCUCCUUGAAAAUCGUUGCAUUUGUAAAGUACAGUGCUCUUAAUCCACGUGAAUCUUGGGACAUGUGGCACCCCACGCUGGUGGCUGAAGCUUUGUUUGCUAUUGCAAAUAUAUUCAGUUCCCUGCGUCUGAUCUCACUGUUCACUGCAAAUUCUCACCUGGGGCCUCUGCAAAUAUCUCUGGGAAGAAUGCUCCUGGACAUCUUGAAGUUUCUGUUCAUCUACUGCCUCGUGCUGCUAGCAUUUGCCAAUGGCCUAAACCAGCUGUACUUCUAUUAUGAAGAAACAAAAGGGUUAAGCUGCAAAGGCAUACGAUGUGAAAAGCAGAAUAACGCCUUUUCAACGUUAUUUGAGACACUUCAGUCCCUGUUUUGGUCAAUAUUUGGGCUCAUCAACUUAUAUGUGACCAAUGUCAAAGCGCAGCAUGAAUUCACCGAAUUUGUUGGUGCCACCAUGUUUGGGACAUACAACGUCAUCUCUCUGGUUGUCCUGCUUAACAUGUUAAUAGCUAUGAUGAAUAAUUCUUACCAACUUAUUGCUGACCAUGCGGAUAUAGAAUGGAAAUUUGCUAGAACAAAGCUUUGGAUGAGUUAUUUUGAAGAAGGAGGUACCCUUCCUACCCCCUUCAAUGUCAUCCCGAGCCCCAAGUCUCUCUGGUACCUGAUCAAAUGGAUAUGGACACACCUGUGCAAGAAAAAGAUGAGAAGAAAGCCAGAAAGUUUUGGAACGAUAGGGAGGCGAGCUGCUGAUAAUUUGAGAAGACAUCACCAAUAUCAAGAAGUUAUGCGGAACCUGGUAAAGCGAUACGUUGCUGCAAUGAUUAGAGAUGCCAAAACUGAGGAAGGUCUGACAGAGGAGAACUUUAAGGAACUGAAGCAAGACAUUUCUAGCUUCCGCUUUGAAGUCCUGGGUUUAUUAAGAGGAAGCAAACUCUCCACGGUCCAGUCUGCCCAGGGCACGAAGGAGUCUUCUAACUCCGCAGACUCGGAUGAAAAGAGUGAUAACGAGGGUAGCAGCAAGGACAAGAAAAAGAACUUCAGCCUCUUCGACCUGACCACCCUCAUUCACCCGCGGUCGGCGGCAAUUGCCGCCGAAAGACACACCAUCAGCAACGGCUCCGCCCUCGUGGUGCAGGAGCCCCCGAGGGAGAAGCAGAGAAAAGUGAAUUUUGUGACUGAUAUCAGACACUUUGGGUUGUUUCACAGACGAUCGAAACAACACGUCGCCGCGGAGCAAAACGCAAACCAGAUCUUCUCCGUUUCAGAAGGGGUGGCUCGCCAACAAGCUGAAGGACCCCUGGAGAGGAGCAUCCAGCUGGAGUCCCGAGCUCUAGCUUCACGGGGUGACUUGAACAUCCCGGGGCUCAGCGAACAGUGUAUAUUGGUAGAUCAUCGAGAAAGAAAUACAGACUCCCUGGGUGUACAGGUGAGCAAGAGAGUGUGUUCAUUCAAGUCAGAGAAGGUGGUGGUGGAGGACACGGUUCCCAUCAUACCAAAGGAGAAGAAACACGCGAAAGAGGAGGACUCGAGUGUAGACUAUGAUGCAAACCUCACAGACACCAUCACCCACGAAGACUAUGUGACCACAAGGUUGUGAUACUUGACCUGAGAAAGCGUUUCUCAUCUGUAACACACAUUUUCCAUAGUGAGCUGGGUGGUGGGGGGAGAUGUUUAUCAGUGAAUUAGCCAAUGCUAACUUACACUUUACAGCAUUUAUCAACUGGGGCAUAUUAACCAUGUCAUGUUUAAAUAAGGCAAAGGCUAUCCCAAAUCCUUGUUUAGUUACCCGCUUUUGCUUUCACAAUUUGUUUUACAAUUUUUUGUUGUUGUUGUUGUUAAUAAAUAAAUGCACCUUGUAUUCUUGUACUGUUACGAUAACCCACAGGAAAUUUUUAGCUCUUUUUCAAUUUAAACAAAACCAACUUACUACAUGUGGUAGCUGACUCCUAUAAUAGGAUAUUUUUAUAUGCAAAAAAAAUGUAGCUGAAAUAGUAGAGCUUUUCAUAAUUUUUCAGGGUCUCUAGAGAUGGUUACUCAUCAAGGACUUUUCACUGAGCCAGAAAGUUUGGCUUUAAAACACAAAUAUUAUCCAAUUAUUUCUUAAGAACAUGUAAAUAUCAUGCAUAAUUUAAGCAAACAAGUCUCCUCAUGGAAUCAAGAUCAAGCUCUUAAAAUGAAAGUCAGGUAUACGUUCUAGAGUUUUAGGGUGUCCAGUUUUUGCUCUUAGUAAUUAAAAAAAAUGUUUGUCCUUAAUACAUGUUGAUGAUUUUUAAUGUUUUGUCAGAAAAUAAUUUUUAAGUUUGUUUUUUAAUGAUCUUUUUCAGACUCACCUGCAAAUUAUAUAAGUAUGAGGCUUUGUGAAUAAAGAGAAUUUCAAAAAUGUGGCAAAAGAUCUCAGUGCUAGAAAAGAAUAACAAUAAAGUACAACACCUUAAACAAA
Molecule: messenger RNA, 4661 nt
Organism: Bubalus bubalis (water buffalo)
Lineage: Eukaryota; Metazoa; Chordata; Mammalia; Artiodactyla; Bovidae
Gene: TRPC4
Product: transient receptor potential cation channel subfamily C member 4
Exons: 11
Coding region: 873-3818 (981 amino acids)
Biological process (GO): regulation of cytosolic calcium ion concentration; calcium ion transmembrane transport; manganese ion transport
Cellular component (GO): cation channel complex; membrane
Molecular function (GO): protein binding; store-operated calcium channel activity; inositol 1,4,5 trisphosphate binding
Source: RefSeq, a predicted model, not a curated record